UCAGUCAGACGGAGCUCGGGGAGAAAAACAGUCACCUGUUUUCAUCUUUGACUGGUCUGGGUAUUUGCAUGAUUGUCGCUGCAUUUGGGGGAAUUCGUUUCGCUAUUGCAAUAGCGCAGAUACGACUUUUUGAUGGAGAAGCCGCCAAUGUUGCUGUUGUUAAGGGACAGCUUGCUCUAAAUGAAAGGUGACAGCCGUAGUUGCUCUCUCCGAGCCAUCACCCGGGGUGUCCUUUUGCUUGCUCUGGUGAGGACAUAGCGGCUGGAUCCACGGGAAGAUGCUGCAGCGGGGAUGCCUCUUGGAAACAGUCUUAUACUCGAGGGUAUACGCAAAUGUACACAUCUUAGCUCUCGCUGGUACUUUGCUUAUACACGAGCGGAGCAAAGUCGCAGCCUAAAUAGCAGUGACACAUACAUAGAUGGUGGGGUCACAUUAUGCCCGGCACCUCAACUACCACUCCACCACCGGCUGAGGAAAGCAGAAGCCCCGGGACACAAGAGGGACCCAUGUCUGUCAGCCCCAGCUCUGCCUGCGGCUCCUCGUUCCGGUUCGUCCCUGCUUUCUGCCUGGGCGUGGUGGCAGCAGUCGUCUUUCAGCUGGCCUGGGGUGGCCUGACUCUCACAUCUUUUUUGCUGAAGCUGUUCAUCUAUGUAUCAUUCGCCUUAUUGUGUUUCCUGGCUGGGAGCUUCGUCCUUCUGGUCAGGAAGAGCCCUCUCAAGGUCAGCUGCUUUGACUCUAACAGAAUGCAAUCCACUACACGGUUGGAGGUCCUUAACAAGCUCAUGGGUCGUUUUUCAGUGACAGCUCAGGAGUCAAACCAGAGCAGAAAAGUGGUGGUGUCCCACAAUGUGGAUAAAGCCCUGAAGGAAGUGUUUGACUAUGCGUACAGAGACUACAUCCUGUCCUGGUACGUCCCCCUGAGCCAGGACGAGGGCCAGCUGUACUCCAUGCUGCUGGAGGAUUGGUGGCAGAUGAUUGGCCAGCUGAGAUCCAGGCUCGCUGACAUCGACCUCGUCAACGUAGUGUGUUACGACAGCAUCCGGAUCCUUCACACACACUUCACAGACCUUAAGUCUGGCUCUGCAAGACCAGAAGAAGUUGCUCGGCCGUUUCCUCUUCACCCCUGUUUGAUAAAUCCAGACACGGAGAUGGCCUUCCUUCGCUGUGUUGCAAGAAUACUUCUGCUGUGCCUGCUGCCGCAGAAGGAUGCCAAGUCCCACACUCUCCGCUUCUGCCUGACAGAAGUCAUCACUUUCAAAGUUCUGAAGCCUUUGGUGGAGCUGCUCAGCGAUCCAGACUCCAUCAACAGAAUGCUGCUGUCUCAGUUGGAACAGAGGGAACAGAUGGCUGAGCAGCAGAAAAAAGCUUACACUUAUGCUGCCUCUUAUGAAGACUUUGUUAAGCUUAUAUCAACUUCUGCUGAUGUCAAUUUCCUCAAACAACUCAGGUAUCAGAUAGUUGUAGAAAUUAUUCAUGCCACCACCAUCAGUAAUCUGCCUCAGCUCAAAAAGCAAAAAGAACGGAAAGGUAAAGAGUCUGGAGCCAUGAAGGCCGACCUAUUGAGAGCCAGAGAUAUGAAACGAUAUAUCAAUCAGCUGACUGUUGCUAAGAAACAAUGUGAGAAGCGGAUCCGUCUGCUUGGUGGACCAAACUAUGAAAACAAUGAGGAAGGAGGAGGUGAUGACAGUGAUGACCCUCAAAGUCAAAAGAUCCUUCAAUUUGAUGACAUUCUGUGUAAUCCUGGCUACAGAGAGCAUUUUAAAGUUUACAUGGAGAGAGUUGAUAGGAGAGCUCUGAUAAGCUUCUGGGAACUUGUGGAAACGCUGAAAACUGCAAGCAAGAACGAGGUGCCCCAAAUUGUAGGAGAAAUCUACCAGAAGUUUUUUGUAGAAAGCAGAGACAUUCCAGUGGAGAAGGUUCUGCUUAAGGAGAUCCAGCAGAGUCUAGUGGGGAACAGAGGAACUCAGGUCUUCGUCAGAUUACAAGAGCAGGUUGCUGAGACGAUGAGAGAACGUUACUACCCUUCCUUCCUGGUUUCGGACCUCUAUGAUAGGCUGAUCAGAAGAGACGAGCAGUUCAGCCAAUCAGGGAGCAGUCCCGAAGAAAGAGGGGAAGGGUGCCAGGGUCUGGAUGCAGGAGACGAGGUGUGCGACGAGGGCAGUAAAGGAAUAAAUGAGCAGGCCAGCUAUGCUGCUACUAAACUACGCCAACUCUAUGACAAACUGGAGUACAAACGCCAGGCCCUCGGCUCCAUCCAAAACGCACCUAAACCAGACAAAAAGAUUGUGAGCAAACUAAAAGAAGAAAUAGGAGCUAUGGAAAGAGAACACGGGGAGCUCCAGCAGCACAUCAGCAGGACUGACUGGUGGUGUGAGAACCUGGGCCACUGGAGAGCUUCUAUCACAACCGCCGAGGCUGCAGAGGAAGGUGGUGAGACGGUAGCCAGUUACAGCGUCUGUGUAAGUCUGGUGGAGGGAGAGGAGACGUCCAACAGCUGCUGGAGUGUCCAGAGGAAACUCACUGAAUUCCAGAUCCUGCACCGCAAACUCACUGAGUGUUUUCCUUCAUUGAAGAAACUUCAGUUGCCAUCCCUGAGUAAACUUCCCUUCAAGUCCAUCGACCAGAAGUUCUUAGACAAGAGUAAAACGCAGCUCAAUGCCUUCCUCCAGCGCCUGCUGACAGACGAGCGUUUGUGCCAGUCGGAGGCUCUCUACGCAUUCCUAUCUCCAUCUCCAGAGCACCUCAAGGUCAUGUCUAUUCAGAAGAAAUCAUCGUUCUCUCUGGCCUCAUUCCUGGAAAGGUUACCUGGAGAUUUCUUCUCUCAUACAGAGGAGGAUGGUGAUGAUGACAGCGAUCUGUCAGACUAUGGAGAUGAAGCAGAUGGGAGAAGAAAUGCUCUGGCUGAGCCGUGCUUCAUGCUCAUAGGAGAAAUCUUUGAACUCAGAGGAAUGUUCAAGUGGGUGAGGAAGACUCUAAUUGCACUAGUCCAGGUGACAUUUGGACGAACUAUUAACAAACAGAUCCGAGAUACUGUAAACUGGAUCUUCUGUGAACAGAUGCUGGUGUGUUACAUCAGCGUGUUCAGGGAAACAUUCUGGCCUAACGGGAAGCUGGCGCCACACGUCAAAGUCCGGAGUGAUUCUGAACGCAGCGAGACCAAGGAAAAAGCUCAGCAGAAACUUCUUGAUAAUAUCCCAGAUGCAUUAGCUAACCUGGUUGGCCAGCAGAAUGCCCGAUAUGGAAUCAUCAAGAUUUUCAACGCUCUGCAGGAGGCUAGUGCCAACAAACAUCUUCUUUAUGUGUUGAUGGAAAUGUUACUGAAGGAACUGUGUCCUGAACUUAGAGCAGAGGUGGAAAGCGUCUGACCUCACACACACCAAGUUAUUAGAUCAUGUAUAAAGGCUCUGCCGGUCAUCUCUCUGGGUUUUCUGUAGCUGACCAAUCGCACACUGCCAGGUGAGACGAGGAGAGAGCCGUCUUGCUCGGAGCUCACGCCCGAGCUCUGCUGUUGAACGAUGAUCCUGAACCAACGUGAGGCCGAGCUGAAAGAGGCCGGGGUUUGACUGAAGACGAGUGUUUGGUGAUCUCUCCCCACGGCAGCAUUCUAAACACACCGAUCGCAUUUAAGUGAAGGAGCCUCCAAUCACAACAACAAAGUUUUGACACAUACGUUACAUUUUUUUCUCCCCUUUUUUGUAUUUCGGUGGCACUGUAGUUGCUAGAGCAAAAAGGAAACAAGUCUUUUGUUUGACAGUAACUUGUGGUCACUCAUUCCUGGAGCGGAUGAUCAAUGGAUCUGGUCUUGAAUGAAUCAGUGAGUCGUGUAGAUUCUCUUUACUUUCUGUCCCUUUAAGGGACCUGGUGUACGUCAUUAUCCACAGACCUCGGAACAUUCCUACACAAUACUGAGCAGCAACACGUGUUCUUUGAUUCUUGUUGAGACUAAUUGUGCAAUAUAAUUUCAUGUGAAAGUCACUGUAAUAAUUUUAUUUAUAACUGUUGUUCAUAGUUUGUUUUUUUUUUAACCGGAAAUUGUUUAGAGCCUUUAUAUAAGCAAUAAAUUUCAA
Cololabis saira (Pacific saury) is the source of this 4067-nucleotide messenger RNA. It is a transcript of the gene snx25, whose product is annotated as sorting nexin 25. The transcript has 22 exons. Lineage: Eukaryota; Metazoa; Chordata; Actinopteri; Beloniformes; Belonidae. Gene Ontology annotation, cellular component: intracellular membrane-bounded organelle; early endosome membrane. Bases 435 to 3365 code for a protein of 976 amino acids. The record is from RefSeq and is a predicted model, not a curated record. Gene Ontology annotation, molecular function: phosphatidylinositol binding.